AAACCGCCAUGAAGAGCUGUAGCAAUGGAUUAGGAAGUAGUCUCCUGCGGUGGGUCGUUUGAAUUAGGGUGAAGAAGAGUAAGCAAGCAAAUGGAAGACGAAUCGGAGAUAUACGAUGGAAUUAGAGCUCAAUUUCCUCUAAAGUUUGGUAAACAAACCAAAUCCCCUACCCCUCCCGAGCAAAUUCACAGCUCCACCCGCCGUACUUCCGCCACCGAUGACAAGGUUUCGUCAUCAUCGUCGUCCUCAGCAGCAGGCACAAGCAAAAGCAGCAAUGAUAAGUCCGUCCCUUCGCUCUCUUCGUCCUCCAAGGCCUGGCUCCAAUCCCUUAAAAACCCUAACCCUAACCCUAAUUGGGAUGGUACUCCCGAGGUAGACCCAAUCAGGAGCAGCAGUCAGCAAGCUGAUGUCGUAAUUGGACCGCCACGCCCACCUCCCCACCAGGUGGAUUCAGAGGAUGUCAUGAUUGGGCCGCCACGUCCGCUGACAGCCAACGAAGAGGAGGAGGACGACAACGACGACGAUGAUGGGCCGUUGAUUGGCCCUCCCAGACCACCGCCUGGUUCAGUGGACUCGGACUCAAAGGAUGACGAAGAGGGAGAGGAUCAGUAUCGGAUACCUUUGAGUAAUGAGAUUGUCUUGAAGGGUCAUACCAAGAUUGCUGCUGCUGUUGCUGUGGACCAUUCAGGGUCCCGAGUUCUGUCUGGUAGUUAUGAUUACACGGUCCGCAUGUAUGACUUCCAGGGAAUGAAUGCAAACUUGCAGUCUUUUAGACAGCUGGAACCAUUUGAAGGUCAUCAAGUUCGUAGUUUGAGUUGGAGUCCUACAUCCGAUCGGUUUCUUUGUGUGACCGGAUCAGCUCAGGCUAAGAUUUAUGAUCGUGAUGGACUUACUCUGGGAGAGUUUGUGAAGGGGGACAUGUAUAUACGUGAUCUUAAAAAUACUAAAGGCCACAUAUCUGGAUUGACAUGUGGGCAGUGGCACCCUAAAACUAAGGAGACAAUCUUAACGUCUUCUGAGGAUGGCUCACUGAGGAUAUGGGAUGUGAAUGACUUUAAAAGCCAGAAACAGGUUAUUAAACCAAAACUUUCUAGGCCAGGAAGAGUGCCUGUUACCACUUGUGCUUGGGAUCGUGAAGGAAAAUGCAUUGCAGGUGGUAUUGGAGAUGGUUCUAUACAGAUAUGGAAUAUCAAGCCUGGAUGGGGAAGCAGGCCUGACAUACAUGUUCCUCAUGGUCAUUCAGACGAGAUCACUGGCAUUAAUUUUUCCAGUGAUGGAAGAAUAUUGUUGUCAAGAAGCUUUGAUGGAUCACUGAAGGUGUGGGAUUUACGUCAUGUGAAAGAACCUCUUCGAGUGUUUGAUGAUCUGCCAAACCAUUAUGCUCAGACAAAUAUUGCGUUUAGCCCUGAUGAGCAGCUCUUCUUGACUGGAACAUCAGUUGAAAGAGAUAGCACAACUGGAGGCUUGCUAUGCUUUUAUGAUCGAGUGAAACUAGAAUUGGUGUCAAGAGUUGGAAUAUCUCCUACUUGUAGUGUUGUCCAAUGUGCUUGGCACCCAAGGCUGAAUCAGGUUUUUGCCACAGCAGGUGAUAAACACCAAGGUGGAACUCACAUACUUUAUGAUCCAACUAUUAGUCAAAGAGGAGCUCUUGUUUGUGUUGCACGUGCCCCGAGGAAAAAGUCUGUUGAUGAUUUUCAGAUUGAACCUGUGAUUCAUAAUCCUCAUGCACUUCCCCUCUUUAGAGAUCAGCCAAGCCGUAAGCGUCAGCGUGAGAAAAUAUUGAAGGACCCACUUAAGUCUCAUAAGCCUGAACUUCCAAUAACAGGGCCUGGUCAUGGUGGAAGGGUUGGUUCAACCAAGGGAAGCCUGCUGACGCAAUACCUUCUUAAGCAAGGUGGCUUGAUUAAGGAGACAUGGAUGGAGGAAGAUCCAAGAGAAGCUAUACUGAAGUAUGCUGAUGUUGCUGAGAAAGAUCCGAAAUUCAUUGCUCCAGCAUAUGCACAAACACAGCCUGCACCAGUCUUCGCAAAAUCUGACUCUGAGGAGGAAGACAAGUAAUCUGAAUGUGUCAUGUGGAAAAUCUGGGUCUCCAUUCUCAGUUAAGCUAGAUGGCACGGCUUUGGGAGCAUAUGUCAUCAAAAUGAUGAAACAAAUGGCUUAAUUGAUGCUGGUAAUGAUGUGCCUCUCCUGGCUCAAUAUUUCUGGGAUUCUGUUUUCCCCUCAAGAAAUUCAGAGGUCAUGUGAUGCAGGAUUUUGAUUCUCUGCUUUGGGAGAGAGGGUAAUUGUAAAUUAUAUUGAAUAUUCCAUGUUGUUUGAAUGGUGUUUGAAUGCAUCAAAUUUUCAAGAAACCAUUGAAGCUUAGUAGAAAUCCGCGAGCUUCUCUCUUCCAUCAUGGCAACAAGAGAGGAUGAUUAUUGGAAUCAGAUCUCCUCGAGCAUCUAUCGCCUAUUAAUCAUCACAA
Messenger RNA from Coffea eugenioides, 2461 nucleotides. Its product is annotated as WD repeat-containing protein 70. The coding region runs from base 91 to 2058 and encodes 655 amino acids. Gene Ontology annotation, biological process: regulation of DNA double-strand break processing. The transcript has 9 exons. Gene Ontology annotation, cellular component: nucleus; site of double-strand break. Gene Ontology annotation, molecular function: protein binding. NCBI's taxonomy places the organism in Eukaryota, Viridiplantae, Streptophyta, Magnoliopsida, Gentianales, Rubiaceae. The record is from RefSeq and is a predicted model, not a curated record.